Messenger RNA from Oncorhynchus kisutch (coho salmon), 857 nucleotides. RefSeq names its product zinc finger FYVE domain-containing protein 21. The coding region runs from base 59 to 793 and encodes 244 amino acids. Gene Ontology annotation, molecular function: metal ion binding. Lineage: Eukaryota; Metazoa; Chordata; Actinopteri; Salmoniformes; Salmonidae. The record is from RefSeq and is a predicted model, not a curated record. The transcript is spliced from 8 exons.
UGUCUUUGGCGUAUGGGCGGAUUUUUUAUUUAUUUUUAUAAUUGCUGGUUGUGGAAAAAUGUCUUCAGUGCCUGAUGGCAAGAAAUUGGUUCGAAGCCCAAGUGGACUUCGAAUGGUCCCGGAGAAUGGAGCGUUUAACAGCCCCUUUUCGUUAGAUGAACCUCAGUGGGUCCCGGACAAAGAGUGCCCAAGCUGUAUGCAGUGCACCAAAAAAUUUGACUUCCUUACAAGAAAGCACCACUGCCGGCGGUGUGGCCGGUGUUUCUGUGAUAAGUGCUGCAGUAAGAAGGUGACUCUUCCCCGGAUGUGCUUCGUUGACCCGGUCCGGCAGUGUGGAGAGUGCAGCCGGGUCUCCCAGAAGGAAAUGGAGUUCUAUGACAAACAGCUUAAAGUGCUUAUGGGAGGUGGUACAUUUAUUGUCACUUUGGGCACCUCCGAGAAGUCUGAGACCAUGAUGUGUCGUCUCUCCAACAACCACAGGUACCUCUUCUUAGAUGGGGAGAGCCAUUUUGAGGUGGAGCUGUCUCGGAUCUCCAGUAUGCAGGUGUUGACAGAGGAGUCCACCCCCGAAGAGAAUGACAUUCACACUUACACCAGUCUGCUGGACAGUCAGUAUAUCUCUGAAGGUGGAAACUGCAGGGCCAGUGGCAUGUUGCUCCACUACAAACCAAUGGGCUCUCAGGACCCCAAGCAGCUACGCAUGGAGGCAGCAGAGGACAAGAAAACCGCCUCCUCAUGGCUUGCUGCCAUGCACAAGGGUGCCAAACUGCUGUAUGAAGCUCGGGACCAGUGACUGGGUUAAAUGAGGAAGACACAUUUCAGUUGAAUGUAAUCAGUUGUACAACUGACUAGGUAUC